UCAGUCACUGGGAUCUCACGUCGCUCUGUUUGCUACUGUCUCUUUGCGAUGGAGCGGAAAGUUGCUCGGGAAUUUCGGCACAAGGUGGAGCUGCUGAUUGAAAAUGAAGCAGAGAACGAUUACUUGUAUGAUGUCCUCCGCAUGUAUCACCAGUCGAUGGAUUUGAUAGUGUUGGUGGGGGACCUGAAGCUGGUCAUCAAUGAACCGAAGCGCCUGCCGUUGUUUGACGCCAUCCGACCUCUCAUCCCCCUCAAACACCAGGUGGAGUACGACCUGCUGACCCCGAAGAGGUCACGGAAGCUGAAAGAGGUGAGAUUGGAUCGGACACAUCGUGAUGGACUGGGUCUGAGUGUCCGAGGAGGGCUUGAGUUUGGCAGCGGUCUUUAUAUAUCACAGAUUGUCAAAGACGGUCAGGCUGGGAAUGUCGGCCUUCAGGUUGGUGAUGAGAUUGUGCGCAUCAAUGGAUACUCCAUCUCCUCCUGUAUCCACGAGGAGGUCAUCAGCCUCAUCAAGACCAAGAAGAUUGUGUCACUCAAAGUCAGGCAUGUGGGGAUGAUCCCAAUCAAAAGGUCAUCAGAGGAACCUCUCAAGUGGCAGUUUGUCGACCAGUUUGCAUCUGAGUCAGGGGAGAAAAAAAACAGCAUUGCAGGCUUGGCGUCCAUUGGAGGCAAAGAAAUCAAGGAGAAGAAGGUCUUCCUCAGCCUGGUGGGCACCAAGGGGAUGGGCAUCAGCAUCUCCACUGGUCCCACCCAGAAACCUGGUAUCUACAUCAGUAACGUCAAGCCAGGCUCCCUUUCGGCAGAAGUUGGACUGGAGGUUGGAGACCAGAUUGUGGAAGUGAACGGGGUGGAUUUCACCAAUGCGGACCACAAGGAGGCUGUGAGAGCCCUGAAGAGCAGCCGCAGCCUGACCAUUACUGUUCUGACAGGAGCUGGCAAGGAGCUGUUCAUGACCGAUGAGGAGCGUCUGGCGGAGGAGUCCCGCAGGGAGGUGGACCGGCAGGAGCUGAUGCACCAGAAGAGAGUGGCCCUGGAGACUAACAAAAUCGUUAAAGAGCAGCAGGAGAAGGAGAGGCAGAGAAAGAUGGAGAUCAAUCAGAAAGCCGCAGAGGAAGAGGAUCGCUAUAAAAAAGAGAUGGAGAAGAUUGAGGCUGGGGAGAAGAAGCACAACAGAGAGUGGGAUGAGGACUGGGGAGCCAAAGACAGGCCCAAGAGCCCUAAGAGCCCGUCCCCAGCCCCACCUGAGACAAAAAACGCCAAAUCCAAGAGUUCACCAUUCGGCUGGUUUUAUCGCUAUGAGGGAAAACUGCCUUCACUCCGCAAGAAAGGAGAGAAGAAGAAGAAAAAGAAAAAGGUGUCCAACACGGACACGCUGCAGGAGCUGAGAAAGAACAAGAAGGAGAUGGAGUUUGAGCUGAAACUCGCCAAGGAGAAGGAAGAGAUGCAUGAACGAGAGAAGCAGCUGAAGAUCAAUCGGCUGGUUCAGGAGGUCUCAGAGACGGAGAGAGAAGACCUGGAGGAGUCGGAGAAAGUGCAACACUGGGUGGAGCGUCUCUGCCAGACUCGGCUGGAGCAGAUAUCCUGCGUGGAGAAUGAAUCCCCAGAGCCUCAGGAAAUGCUGAAACGGAUGGUGCCUUUCAACUCGUCUUUUAAAUCUAACAGCAAACGACAAGGAUUUCAGAAAUACGAGGAAGAAUUUGAUCCCUACUCAAUGUUCUCCCAGGAUCAGAUAGACGGGCGAGAUGUAAGACGUCUAAGAAUAAAAAAGACCGGACAUCUUGACAUUGCUCUGGAGGGAGGUGCAGACUCUCCUUUGGGAAAGUUAGUGAUAUCCGCUGUGUAUGAAGGUGGCGCUGCUGACAAGCACGGUGGCGUAGUGCCCGGAGAUGAACUGAUGGCUGUGAAUGGGAAGAUCCUGCUUGAUGCGACAUUGACCGAGGGACAAAACGCUUUGGCACGAGCCUGGAACAGUGGAGGGGACUGGAUCGAUGUUGUGAUCACCGUCUCCCCUCCGAAAGAUUAUGAAGAUGAAGUGACGUUCUUCUAGUCUCAUCAACAGCCUGCCAAGAAAAUCCACACUGAUUAAGAAGCUUAUCAUUGUUAAGCUGAAAUUGGUCCUUUGUUUUGACUCAUCUGUAUUAUAGGCUCUUAUAAAGCCUUGUGUCAUGUUAUCAAACUAUUGACACCAUAGGGUCAGUAAGCAUCCUCACUGUCUUGUUUAUUAAAGGAUGAUCCAGUCAAUAAUCAGUCGUCUUCAGCCUGUACAUGGCUGACCUCUUUUUACAUCCGCAUGGCCAUGCUCAGCAUUCUCUUCAGACAUGUGACUCAUUCAUCAGUAUGAAAGGACGGGUUAAAACUGGCAAACUGUAAUCAAUAGCUGAUGUCUAAUCUGUCUUUUCAAAGCUCAAUAAAAGACUGCUCCUCAUCACAGAA
Messenger RNA from Trematomus bernacchii (emerald rockcod), 2432 nucleotides. RefSeq names its product Usher syndrome 1C (gene ush1c). Lineage: Eukaryota; Metazoa; Chordata; Actinopteri; Perciformes; Nototheniidae. The coding region runs from base 49 to 2046 and encodes 665 amino acids. The transcript is spliced from 23 exons. Gene Ontology annotation, molecular function: protein binding. Gene Ontology annotation, biological process: sensory perception of sound; retinal cone cell development; inner ear auditory receptor cell differentiation. The record is from RefSeq and is a predicted model, not a curated record. Gene Ontology annotation, cellular component: stereocilia ankle link complex; stereocilium tip; cilium.